AUGUUUCACGAGGAGUUCAAAGACACCUUCCGCAUCACACGCGAGGUCCUAGACAUCAUCGUAGUGCGCAUGGCGUACCCUUUGUCUCGCUUUGUCCAAGUGCAUGACAUUCCAUUGUCUCUGUGUUGCCUAAUCCCUAUCAAGUACUUUGCCAGUGCUAUGACGUACCAUGACAUGGCACUGAUGUUUGGUCUCCCAAAGGGACUUAUUCAUCGACUUGUGGAUGCAUUCUUGGUGUGGUUCCCUCGGAAGUUCAAAGCAGAGUGGGUGCAGUUCCCCCCCGAGGAUGCCCGCUUGGAGAUGGCACUCGACUUCCGCGCCAUCAAAGGGGUUCCUAACGUGAUUGGAGCCAUCGAUGGUACACACUUGGAGAUCAGAGGCAUGGAAGCCCAUCAUGGAGACUAUUACAACAGGAUAUCUGUUUACAGUGUGCAACUACAAGUCACAUGCGAUGCCAAUGGUGUCAUUUGGGACUACACUGUUGGAAAUCCAGGCUCCAUGCAUGACCAAGGGGUUUUCAGUACGUCAGAGCUACAUGGCAGGCUUGAGAGCGGUGAAAUCGCCCCCUAUCAGCUAGUAGGCGAUGCUGCCUAUCCUCUCAAAUCCUACAUGCUCACCCCCCUCCACGCACCCUGCAAGCGCAUUAUGAAGAAGUGGGAGCAGACCUACAACUACGUGCAGUCGGCGACACGCAUGGUGGUCGAGCGCACCAUCGGCGCCCUCAAGGGUCGGUGGCGUCUCUUCGCGCGGAGGCACGAGAGCAAGCUUUGGCGGGUGUGCGCCGGCACGGCGUGCAUCAUCAUCCUGCACAACUUGUUGGAGACUAUUAGCACGCCGCGGAUGAAAACAAACAACCCACACCGCCGUCUAUGGGCCGGACUGCCCAACGGAUGGUGGACAAAGGAGCGGCAUGGAUCAAUACAGGUGGAAGCACUUGGAGAACCCGACGCUCGAGGAAUUGCGCAAGCGACGGCAUCACUUCGGCAAGCACAUCCACCGUGCUUACCUGAGGCGUCACCGUGUCUCAGGUUCGGCGUGCUAAUGCUCCGCCUGCUCCGCCGCCUCCUCUGA
Molecule: messenger RNA, 1071 nt
Organism: Closterium sp. Yama58-4
Lineage: Eukaryota; Viridiplantae; Streptophyta; Zygnematophyceae; Desmidiales; Closteriaceae
Source: the annotation of a GenBank genome assembly